AUGCCAAGCCACAAUAGCCACAUCCCGUUAUGCCAAGCCACACAUAACCACACUCCGUUAUGCCAAGCCACACAUAACCACACUCCGUUAUGCCAAGCCACACAUAACCACACUCCGUUAUGCCAAGCCACACAUAACCACACUCCGUUAUGCCAAGCCACACAUAACCACACUCCGUUAUGCCAAGCCACACAUAACCACAUCCCGUUAUGCCAAGCCACACAUAACCACACUCCGUUAUGCCAAGCCACACAUAACCACACUCCGUUAUGCCAAGCCACACAUAACCACAUCCCGUUAUGCCAAGCCACACAUAACCACACUCCGUUGUGCCAAGCCACACAUAACCACACUCCGUUGUGCCAAGUCACACAUAACCACACUCCGUUAUGCCAAGCUACACAUAACCACACUCUGUUAUGCCAAGCCACACAUAACCACACUCCGUUAUGCCAAGCCCCAAUAGCCACACUCCGUUAUGCCAAGCCUCGCAUAACCACACUCCGUUAUGCCAAGCCAUACAUAACCACAUUCCGUUAUGCCAAACCACACAUAACCACACUCCGUUAUGCCAAGCCACACAUAACCACAUCCCGUUAUGCCAAGCCACACAUAACCACACUCCGUUAUGCCAAGCCACACAUAACCACAUCCCGUUAUGCCAAGCCACACAUAACCACACUCCGUUGCGCCAAACCACACAUAACCACACUCCGUUGUGCCAAGUCACACAUAACCACACUCUGUUAUGCCAAGCUACACAUAACCACUCUCUGUUAUGCCAAGCCACACAUAACCACACUCCGUUAUGCCAAGCAACAAUAG
Molecule: messenger RNA, 825 nt
Organism: Saccoglossus kowalevskii
Lineage: Eukaryota; Metazoa; Hemichordata; Enteropneusta; Harrimaniidae
Product: adhesive plaque matrix protein-like
Source: RefSeq, a predicted model, not a curated record